Molecule: messenger RNA, 3267 nt
Organism: Didymodactylos carnosus
Lineage: Eukaryota; Metazoa; Rotifera; Eurotatoria; Philodinida; Philodinidae
Source: the annotation of a GenBank genome assembly
GCCAAUAAACUAGACAGUUUUUAGGUGGUUUUUAGACAGUUAACACGUUGUCAACUGGCAGUUUUUAAGCAGACUGUAAACUGGCAGUUAAUGAGCAGUUAAUUGCCCGUUUUUUUUCUCCUGGGUGAUUACGUAUGAUAAGGUAAGGUAAAGCAGGGAGGUUAAGAAGAGAUGGCAUAAAAUAACAUAAGAUAGAACAAAGAAAGGCAGAGACCACUUGAACGAGACGAUUGUUGUUCUAUGACUCCCUCUCAGGUGUCACCAUCUCAUCCUUCAUCCCUCUAGAAUGGUCCGAGUGAGAGCAGAAGAUUUGGCUUCUAAAAGCAGUCAGAAAAGCCGCAGUUGUACCACAACCGGGGAAAUGAAGCAUACGGUAAAGACAAGCAAGUUACGGUAAAAUAAGUGAGUUAAGAAAAGAGAAAAUACUUUGAGGUUAAGUAAGAUAAAUGGAGGACAGAGAAGUUUGUAUAAGAUUGAGCGACGUUUUUGCAGGCUAUUUGUUAUUGUAUGAAUAGUUUACUUCAGGCCGAAAAAGUUAAAGAAAACGAAAAUGGCGAGUCGAACGGAUCUUCAAAGGAAACCAUGGGGAUCCAGUCUUGACUCAUCGUUUGGAAAUGAAUUCAUCACCAGUUGAAAAUCGAAUCGGUCACUUCAACAAGCCACAAGUUCGUCUCACUUUUGCUCGAUUUGUCAAUUUUGUUUUUCAGCUUGAUGUCUCUUCGAUCUCGAGCUUGGAUCGUCGCCGAUCGACUGUCUUACUGUAAUAUUAAAGGUAAUCAGAAUUCUCAUCAACGUCACUUCAACAUACAACAUUACGGUGUAAGAUGCACAGCUAGAGCGAAGAGUGACGAGUAAGAUUCAUUUGUCUUUCAGGUCGAGUCCCUUCUUCGAACACCGAGGAAUCUCUCAGACAAUGUUUGGCAAACAUUGUCUGAGAGAUUAAUUUCCUAAAGCCAGUGAUGUAGCACUCACGAAUGGCUUUAGGAAAUUUCAUCGAACGGUAAUUCCGUAGAAAAAACUGAAAGUAAACUUAUAUGUGGUGACUCAGUCUCAUGCUGCGCACCCCAUAUACCCCACUUUUACGCAUCUGAGCUGCCAAUAAAACAUUCGACACACCAUGGCACACUCCUCAUUGAGUAUUAAGAUAGAACUGUUCGCGCAGUCGUUGAAGACCGAAAGGAAGGGAAAACUUCAACAGCAAAGCUAUUUCCUUUACCAGGUGAGGCAUAAUGAUUGCACCUUCGAGUAUUUUACAAAUAUCUCACCACAGAUAAAUCAUAUAAUCUUGAUUUUUUUCUUAAAAUAUGCGCCGUAACAAGUUCUACGAAACCUGUAAGAGCAGAUCCCUAUUGACCAGUUCUGAUGGUGUUUCCUUGACCCAAAAUAAACAGGUUACAUGACGAUGCUAUGUCCCACGGUAUUUAGCAUAAUAGAAAUAUGUGGAAGACUUUUUUAUUUUGCAAUAAGAAUUUGUUCAUACAACUUUGGUAGAGCUUUUUUCUAAUCUCUGAAUCAAGCGUCCCUAUAAUUCAUCACUCUAAUUGCUCUCUUUCUUCGUCCAUUAAAAUUUUUGCCAAUUCUGUGGUAUACGUAAUAUGUGGUGUCUAUUCUGUAAAAAGUAAUGUUCAAUGCAAUAUAAUGUUUUCUCUUUCUUUGUUAUAUCAUAUAUUUUGUUUUCAGUUAACGCAUGCACAUAUAUUCAAGCAUACAUUUUAUUCCUUUUUUUCUUUGCUCAAGUGGACGGAUCUUCUUUCUUCUCUAUUUAUAAACUAGUCUGUGAAGAUUUUGUUUUACUCUUUUUCAUUUUUAUAUAUAUUCAAACUGUUUCAUUGUUAUAUUCAUUCUGCUUAUAAUAAAUACAUAUUAAAGAGAUACAAUAUCACUUUCAUACCCAUUGACGCAGGUUGAUGAUUUCUCUCUCUCGCAGCAUAUUUUGUUUAGCUUCUCCAGAACCCACUAGACACUGGUCUCGGCUUAUUCAUAGAGGCGUGAGACUGAACUCAUUUCUCGUGAUUACUAGUCGUUUUCAGCAUCGGAGAGCUAACAUCACUUCUUACGGUUAUUACAAUGUACUUAGUUUUUCUGACAUUUUGUUGAACAAUACAAUUUAUUUUUCUAGUCAUGCGUAUGGAUGUGUUGUGGGUUACUAGAAAAAUAACAUCUGAUCAUCAAACUAAUUAGCACAUAGACAAACAGAAAAAUAUUAUUGACCGAAUAUUCUGUAGACUUUUUUAAACCCGAUCGACGAUAUUAAACUGCAAUUUUGUAUAUUCUACCGCUUCAUCUUUUCCUCUCUGACCUAUUAAGACACGAAAAAAGUAUUUUUUAGUUGUUGGAACCCGAUCCAUUUCGACCUCUGUUAUAUACCUUUAUCACUGACAAAAAGCAAUCAAAAUGGUGCUUCGGAACCCCUCACGAGACUCUAAAUUUGGAAAAAUCCUUUAUACUCACCCACCCUCAUGCUUCCUCUAAGGUAGUAAAUAGUGGAGUUGCGUUUUAUUGCAUCAGCUUUUAUAGCUUUUUUUUUCUUUCGUUACAAUGUCAACAGCCCUUUUUGUUUCAUCAUAAGAUAAGAUUUAUUUUCAGUUGUAAACGUACUCUUUGUUUGACUAUAUAUUUAACGCAGUAUUGUUUUAUAAACUUUAAAGAGUAUAUAGUUUUUUUAUUAAUUGUGUUGAGUAAUAAAAAAAGGUUAACUGGAAAUCACUACGUUUGUAGACUUACUCGGAAAGUUAAAUUAUUAACCAAUUUCGACAUUCUUUCUUUUAGAUGACUUCCAAUUAUUCAAACGUUCUAUUAGACAACUUGGACAUUUUAGCUACUUGUGCCAGUGGUCUCUUUGCUGGUGCUUCACUUUACAUUAAUCUUGCACAAGUACCUUCUUUAAAUGCUAGUUUAAGUACUGAUGAACAUUGGAAAUAUUUUCCAUCAAUGUUAAAAUGUGCAGCACCAAGUCAAUCUAUCCUUGCAUUUACAAGUGGAAUAUUCUCUUUAAUGCAUGCCUAUCGUAUGCCACAAAAUUUUCCUAAUAUAUGGUAUACUGCUGGAAUAUUGAUGUCUCUUAUUGUGCCAUAUACAUCUUUAGCUAUUAUGCCAACAAAUAAUUUGAUUAUGGAUUCAGUAGAUUCGACCAAGGCAACUACGAAGGUUUAUACUUCAGCAGAAAAGAAGAAACAUUUGGGAAAAUGGGCUACUUUACAUACACCUCGAACUGUAGCAACGUUGGCUGCGUUUGGAUUAAUGAUCUACGGUUUAAAAAAUAAAUAG